This is a messenger RNA of Hyaloscypha bicolor E, 490 nucleotides long. RefSeq lists its product as uncharacterized. The transcript is spliced from 3 exons. The coding region runs from base 14 to 304 and encodes 96 amino acids. NCBI's taxonomy places the organism in Eukaryota, Fungi, Ascomycota, Leotiomycetes, Helotiales, Hyaloscyphaceae. The record is from RefSeq and is a predicted model, not a curated record.
AACUAUAACUACUAUGGCGAUAAAUUCAAGGGAGAAGAGCCCUCCACUAGCUUAUAUAGCGUCCCACGGGUACUACUACCCCGUCGUUCACCUUUCGUGGCUAUUGAGCAAGCUUCACGUCGUCGAGCUAAACUCCUCUAGUAAAACCAGCUUCUUCCCCGUCCACGAGCUAAUUCGCCUUAUUUUUAAUAUCGACGACCUUCUCCUCCUACUCUUCCACGUUCCCGGUAUUAAGAUCGCGAUUGUCAAGCUGAGUACUUCUCUAGCGUCUUUAAUUUGCGUGCUUUGCGAGAGUCUAGCCUAAUUCGUGGAGAUACUCGAAAUUAACGAGCUGAUAUUAGUAAUUUAAUAGCUAUGGCGUCAGAGGAGCAGAUUAACCCGAAAUAGCUAAAGGCGAUGGAGAAAUCGGAGGCUAAAGAGCAUGGCAUUCCAUGGGGAUUUCUCCUUGUCAUAAAGGAUCAGGUUUCCCCUUGGCGUACUAUAUGGAAUU